UUAAACCCGGAAAUUAUAAAAUAGUACUAAGUAAUGCCGAAGAAAUAACAAGUAUUUCAGUGACUUCUAUUUAUAGAUCUCUUGUGUCGACAUUAUAGUCCACUAGGUUUUGCCGAGUAUUAGUUUACGACAUAUAAAAUGUAAAUUAUAUUAAUAUAAGAAACAGCAUACAAUUCGUUACACAGAUGUUGUUCGAACCGAACUCGAGUGACCUAUUUAUGUUCAUUUCUGUGGAAAACCUGGCUACCCCUUGACAGUUAGAGUUAAAAGGCAACAUCUCUUGAUACCAGCAACAUGGCAGCGUGUUGAUCGUUUUAAGAAAUGACUAUGAUGGAGCGAUCUCUUUCCUUUAGCGGAAGGUUUGGCGGAGAUACGGUUUCCGCGAAGGUAGUUCUACUUGGAAAGGGAAACGUAGGAAAAACUUGUUUAGCUAAACGAGUUCAUGCCAAUACAUAUAAACAGGAUCCAAAGGCAACUGUUUAUGUGGAUUACCUGCGUGUAAAACUGCAAGGACCGGACUUCGGCUCACCUGUUGUGUUACAACUGUGGGACACAUGUGGCCAAGAAAGGUACAGAAGUCUUAUCGGAUUUUACGUCCGGUCAGCCCACACCGCCAUUAUAGUCUAUGACGUCACUAGCAAGGUUUCGUUUUUGGCAGUUCCUACAUGGUUUGAAGAGGCACGAAAGACUGAGCCAAAGUUGUGUUUCGUCCUCGUCGGUAACAAAAUAGAUGACACUGAAAACAGACAGAUCCGCUAUGAGGAAGGCAAAGCAAUGGCGGAUAGAUAUGAGUGUCCGUUUUAUGAAACUUCUGCUAAAACAGGAGAAAAUGUGAAACUUCUUUUUGAUGAUAUUGGUCGUGAACUCAGUCACGCUAUGACGUCACCAUUGACACGUCAGAGAGAAAGCUAUGUGACGAAUGGUUCAUUAAAGGUGCAGGAUUGUAAAGAACAAAAACAACAGAAAUGUUGGUGCUGAUCACGGUCACCCUUCCCCCCCCCCCCCCCCCCCCCCAACUCGCAUUCUCCCCGUUCCACCAUAUAAUAAUUAUUAUGUUGGCGGGUCUUAUAUAUUCCUAACAUGACUUACCAGGGUGGGGUUUGUCUGGGUGACCUCCAACCAAUAAUACUCUUGGUGGUGAAUACCGAAACACAACCUAACCCCAACACACAGCCUGGAUUAAAAUUUUGAACUCUU
This is a messenger RNA of Gigantopelta aegis, 1197 nucleotides long. Its product is annotated as ras-related protein Rab-6-like. The record is from RefSeq and is a predicted model, not a curated record. The transcript has 6 exons. Gene Ontology annotation, molecular function: GTPase activity; GTP binding. Bases 322 to 978 code for a protein of 218 amino acids. NCBI's taxonomy places the organism in Eukaryota, Metazoa, Mollusca, Gastropoda, Neomphalida, Peltospiridae.